Polistes dominula (European paper wasp) is the source of this 2708-nucleotide messenger RNA. RefSeq names its product CTD small phosphatase herzog (gene hzg). Lineage: Eukaryota; Metazoa; Arthropoda; Insecta; Hymenoptera; Vespidae. The record is from RefSeq and is a predicted model, not a curated record. Gene Ontology annotation, molecular function: RNA polymerase II CTD heptapeptide repeat phosphatase activity.
CACCUGUUACGGGACUGCACCGCGCCUCUCCUCACCUUGUCUCUCCCAAACUUUGCUUCGGUCUUCUUUUACCUACCCCCCUUUCCCGCUCUCUCUCUUUCUCUUCCUCGCUCUUUCCUCCCCGUUCCUCUCUACUCCUUCUUGUUUCCUCCAUUACUCGUCUCAUGGUUUGCUUUCCUUCUUCAUUAUAUCUAUCUGUUUUUCUCUCUCUCUUUCUUUAUUUCUGUGUCUCUCACUCGUUCUCGUUCUCUUUCUCUUUCUUCUUCGUCUCUACUCCUCCAUCAUCACGCCCCGCGUUUUUGCCUGGCCUCGCCUCGUAGUCGAACCGUACUUCUACCCGUUGCCCCCCUUUCCAUCUCCUUUCCUCCUCCAAUCCAACUCGUUUCUCUCUUCCGUGCCUAUAUCUUACCUUGCCACUGUUUUAAUUUACGAACCUCCUAGCAUUUGUGUCACUAAUGCUAUCUUCGUCCUACUAUCUGUGCGAUGACGAAGAUAUUUGUCGUUGUUACAUUCCAAUUACCACGAGAGAAUGAAGCGGCCAGCAACGGUCCCACAGGUGGCAAGAAACCAAGAGGACGUGGACUCUUGCGUUCUCUACUAUGUUGCCUUGGUAGAGGACGAGGAAGUAGUUCUAAAAGUUCCAAAACAAGUUCGCUACAAGGAGAUGGACGAGGUUCACCGCCACCAGGAACUGGGUCCCCACGGUAUCUUUUACCGCCUGUCAGACACCAGGAUAUGCAUAAAAAGUGCAUGGUGAUCGAUUUGGAUGAGACACUUGUGCACAGUUCUUUCAAACCGAUCAACAAUGCGGAUUUUGUUGUUCCUGUAGAAAUUGAUGGAACAGUACACCAAGUGUAUGUCUUAAAGAGGCCUUAUGUCGAUGAAUUUUUGCAGAGGAUGGGAGAACUAUAUGAAUGUGUAUUGUUCACAGCGAGUUUAGCUAAGUAUGCUGAUCCUGUAGCUGAUCUACUUGACAGGUGGGGAGUGUUUAGAGCAAGAUUAUUCAGAGAGUCGUGUGUUUUUCAUAGAGGGAAUUAUGUUAAAGAUUUAAAUAAGCUGGGAAGAGAUCUACAACAAAUAAUUAUUGUCGAUAACAGCCCUGCCAGUUAUAUCUUUCAUCCUGAUAAUGCGGUUCCAGUGACAUCCUGGUUUGAUGACAUGACGGACUCAGAACUAUUAGAUUUAAUUCCAUUCUUCGAGAAACUUAGUAGCGUGGAGAACAUUUAUACAGUUUUGUGCAACAGCAACCAUCCAUAUAAUCAAGUAUCAACAACGGUACAAAACAGUCCCAGUCCUGGAUCAGGUUCGCUUGGUGCUUCCUAGCCCCACCUAUAUUCUGGUCAAGUGACCAGUCUUGUUAUCACUCGAUGUGCAUUAAGGAGAAUCUUAACUGAUUUGUCCAAUGCUAACCACUUAUUGUGCUGCGAUGGAUAAUCGGGUAUGCCCAGUUAGAUAUUUUAUCUAAGGCCAAAAGUAUACCCGUAUUAUUAGUCUCUGGGUGAAUAAGAUUUCUGCGUAUCGUUUCCCUGUUAUAUAUAAUAAUAGUGCAACAUUAUUUGCACUUCGCUUUAUCGUUGCCUUCACUUUUUCUUCCUAAUAAAAACAAGCAGCAACGCGAUGGAGAAGAACUAACGUUUACAAAAAGAAUAAAAAGAAAAGGAAAUAGAAACAAACAAAAACAGAAAAGAAAGAAAGAAAGAAAUAGAUAGAUAGAGACGACGAUAAAAUGAUUUUUAUUUUUAAAUAAUAGGCACACCAAUCAGCGACUCUCAUUCUAUUCAAUUUUAAUUCAUUCAAAACGCGGGUUUUGUUUUAAACAUUAUAGAAUUUUUUUCCUGACGUUGAUCAAACAAAAAUAAGAAAUCGAUAAAUGCUUCAGUAUAAUUAGUUAACCCUUUGACUGCGGUGCAUUCUCGCACGAAACCGUCGAUAUUUAUAUGAGGCGCGAUAUUCGUAUGUCAGUCGUUGCUGUGUGACUGACUCUCGGCACAUCGUUAUCCUCAUUAUUUAUCAUUUUCUAUAGAGGAUGUAUGUGUAUAUGUGUACGCCUUUCGUAGUCAUAGGAUUAACUCAAAGUACGUACGCAAAUGUGUGAUUUAUAUCUUUGAUACUGAUGAAAGUGAAAAAAGAAAGAAACGAAGGAAGAAAGAAAAAAAAACAAAAAAAAAAGAAAAAGCAAAGGGCUGAAGAGAAAAUAAUAACGAAUGAUAUAUUUCUUGUUGAAUUAGUACACGCAAAUUUUUUGUGCUAUUGCAUGAUCUUUACUUGCUGAAUACCUCAAUGGAUAAUCUUAAAAAUUGAAUUUAAUCCUGAAUAUAAGUCGCACAGAGAGAGAGAGAAAGAGAGUCAUACGAGAAAUCAUUAAUCAAUUAAAAAGUAUGAGUCGUUUGACGGGUCGUUCGAUGUUAUAUCUUUUUAUUUAUUUAUUUAUGUAUUUUUUUUUUUUUUUGAAAUUCAUUUUAUUUGGACCAAUCAGUUAAUAGAUUGUGCAUUUCAUUUGCUGGCAUAUUAAAAAAAAAAGAUUAUAUCGCGUUCAAACUUUGAGUCCUGUGUAAAAUAAGUUCUUUUUUUUAUUUUAUUUUUUUUUUUUUAUAGCAUUUUUCAAAGGAUCGACGAUAAUGAAAAAUAAUAUUUACAAUUGUUACGUGACGUAAUAUUGAGAAUGUUUGUAAACAAAAAAAGUAGAAAAGCAGAAAAGAAAAAAAAAA